Molecule: messenger RNA, 519 nt
Organism: Hydatigera taeniaeformis
Lineage: Eukaryota; Metazoa; Platyhelminthes; Cestoda; Cyclophyllidea; Taeniidae
Source: the annotation of a GenBank genome assembly
AUGGAUAAUACCCUUAUAAGUGAUGCUGAACGCUUUUUCAUAAUUCAGGGCGCUCAGGUAGGCGAUUUUUUUCUAAAAUGUAAGUUGAGCAAGCUUGAUUGUCGACUAGAUGGAAGACAACGAAGGGAUUUUCGACCAAUAGAAUUAGAAACAACGAUUCUUAACCACACAGCUGGCUCAGCACGUGUCAAAAUGGGAAACACUAUUGUAAUUACUUGUGUUACAAUUGAAAUUGGUAUCCCGUCUGUUGAUGCUCCUAACGAGGGUCGAAUUGAAAUUGACGUCGAAUGCUCCUGGAAAGUGAUGGAAAUCUUUUGGAUGCAGCCUCUCUUGCGAUCGUUGCUGCUUUGUCAACAGUCAACUCAGAAAAUUGCAUCAGAAACUGCCGAUACUUCCGGUACUAUGGAUUUCAAGCUUUCACUAACAAAUCUUCCGUUGUUUACUACUGUCCACAAGGUUGGAGAUUCGUAUAUUGUCGACGCUGACAAGGAGGAAGAAGCCUGUUCAUUUGCCCGGUAA